This is a messenger RNA of Malaya genurostris, 2142 nucleotides long. Its product is annotated as serine proteinase stubble-like. Gene Ontology annotation, biological process: proteolysis. Bases 73 to 2088 code for a protein of 671 amino acids. Gene Ontology annotation, molecular function: serine-type endopeptidase activity. The record is from RefSeq and is a predicted model, not a curated record. Lineage: Eukaryota; Metazoa; Arthropoda; Insecta; Diptera; Culicidae. The transcript is spliced from 5 exons.
ACACAUUUCACUGUUCAAAGGACGUAUGUUCAGUAAGUGAACUAGUUUAGAGGAAGGUGACAGUACAUUGCGAUGGAAUUCUUGUCUCGGUUUGUAUUGAUAUUUUUGACGGGAUAUUUUUGCUGCUGGCUUCCCAAUGGUGUCCUAAUGGCAAAUUUGACUAUGUUUCCUCCCGAAGCUUUGGAUGUGGCCUGUUCAUUGCCAUCUAACGAGCAAGGGGUCUGUGUAUACGCGUAUUUGUGUCCUGAUGGCGUGGUAAAUACAGACGGUGAAGGACUGGUUGAUUUACGUAUGGGUGAUAUCUGUGAGGAUUAUUUCCUGCGAUGCUGUUCCAAGGAAUCGGUUUGUGCGGAAAACAAUGGCCAGUGCGUUGCUAAGGAAAAGUGCGGAGUUGAUCUCAAUGAACCAAGAUACAAAUUGUUUAAGAAUAGUCAAGAAUGUGACUGGAGUGGAUACAAAUGCUGCCCGAAGAAGUAUGUUGGUAAGAAAAAAAUACCAUCCACUUCAACAUCUGGUGAGCUUGAAACGUGCAGCGUUAAUGGCGUAUGUGUCCCGGAUGAUCAGUGCCUGGUAAAUCCGGAUGGCAUAUCCGUAAUCGAAGCCAGAAAUGCCGAUUGUAGCAAUGGCGUUCAUACCUGUUGCCCAGCUGAUAAAGUUAAGUCUAGCUCCGAAUCCGAUGCCUGUAGUACCGUUGGAGGAAAAUGUGUUCCACAGAGUCAAUGUUCAACUCUACUUACAAUAAACGUACGAACCUCUCAAUGCGAAAACCCGGCAUACGUUUGUUGUACUGAAGAAGGAAUUAAUAGCACAUCUGCUGCAUCUAGCGGAAAGCCAUGCUUCAAUGGAAAUGGCAAAUGCACAGCUAGAAAUACCUGUCGAAGUACAACUUACCGCGAUCGUAAAGGAGAAUGCAAUGGACUUGUUUGCUGCGCCACCAUCACUACCCCAGGGCAACAACCCACGAAACCAUCUCGCACUACUACAGAAAGUACAUUUUCGAUAACUGACAGCAUUGAACCUGCAACCGAUAGAAUAACCUGCAACGACAUUGGAGGACUUUGCUUGCCUGCUCAAGAGUGUGUAAUGAGUGCAAGUGAGAUAUAUGAAGAAUGCGAAACUGAAUACAGAGUUUGUUGUGUGCGACAAGGCAGUACAACUGAAAAGACAGCACUCGAUCCUAAUAAACCUAAACCAAUGAAUCACGAUUAUAUCCCACGAGGAUGCGGUUAUCGCAAUGAGAACGGAGUAGGUUUCAACACUAUAGGUGGUACGGAAGGAGAGGCUCAAUAUGGUGAAUUUCCGUGGAUGGUUGCGGUAAUGACGGGGACCGGACCAAGCCUUAAAUUUGUCUGCGGGGGAGCUCUGAUCGAUCCUGAAGUUAUUCUUACAACUGCAGAUUGCGUGAAAUCAUUUCGCCGAAAACCGGAAACCUUGGUCGUACGUGCUGGUGAGUGGGACAUGGGCUCAUUGAAAGAACCUAUUCCAUAUGAAGAACGCAUUGUUAGACUCGUGAGAGUUCAUCCUGCAUUCAAAUCGACAUCGCUGGUGAAUAAUGUCGCUCUUCUAUUUCUGAACGAUAAGUUCGAUCUUGGUGAUACGAUUGAGCCAGUUUGCUUACCACCGAAAGAUUUCGUCAUAUCCAAUGGGUAUGUAGUAGCUACAGGGUGGGGAACCACACCAACAAAUCGUGACAAAUACCAGCAAAUUUUAAAAAGUCUAGAGCUGCCCUACAAUCAACGAUCGGAUUGCGAACGUGUGCUGCGAAAGAUGACGAGGAAUUCGAGGUUCACGCUGGAUGAAAGUUUUUUGUGCGCGGGUGGUGAUUCAGAAAUAGAUACAUGCAGAGGAGAUGCAGGAUCGCCAAUUGUUUUCGCUAUCCCCGAUGAUCUGCAGUAUCGCGUGUAUGCCGUUGGUAUGGUGUCUUGGGGCGUCGGGUGUGGGCGCCCAGGAGUACCGGCAGCCUACACGAAUGUGGCUAAGUUUAGGGAUUGGAUUGAUGAACAGAUGACACAGGAAGAUCUUACGGUGUAUUAUUACAUGUACUAUAAAGAAACGAAUGAGGGUAAUGAUGGAGAGCUAGGUUUGUAGAAUCUUCGAAGUACUUCGUAUGAUCAUUGAAACAAUAUAAAACCGUUGAAUAAA